AACAUUCAGUUGAAGCAAAAUGAGAGGCUCAACUAUGUUUCACCUUCUUCUUUCGUCAUUUCUGCUCUGCUGCUUCCUACAGCUGCAGCAACCUGCCCAUGCCAUUAAAAAGUCGUACGUUGUAUACUUGGGAUCACAUUCUCAUGGUCCAAAACCUUCCUCUGCUGAUAUGGACGUUGCCACAAGUUCCCAUUAUGAUUUGCUUGCCUCUGUCUUAGGAAGCCAUGAGAGGGCCAAAGAAGCCAUGUUUUACUCUUACAACAAACACAUCAAUGGCUUUGCUGCAUUGCUUGAAGAUGAAGAAGCAGCAGACAUCAAAAAAAAUCCAAAAGUGGUGUCGGUGUUCCCGAGUCAAUCACAUCAACUGUACACAACCAGGUCAUGGGGCUUCCUGGGACAAGAAAGAAAUGGAAGAGUUAGAGCUGACUCCGCUUGGGUCAAAGGAAGGUUUGGUCAAAAUGUGAUUAUCGGCGGUGUUGAUACCGGUGUUUGGCCUGAAUCCGGAAGCUUCCGAGAUGAUGGAUAUGGCCCCAUUCCGAAAAAGUGGAGAGGAGGAUCAAAAUGCGAGCUGUACAGUUUGUCAGGCCGAUCUAACAUAACUCUUUGCAACAGGAAGCUGAUUGCAGCACAAACGUUCUCCAAAGGCUAUUUGAUAAAACACGGAAGUCUAGGGUCAUCAAGUGGCAUCGGCGCUCGUGACAUCGUCGGACACGGAACUCAUACUUUGUCGACGGCCGGUGGCAACUUCGUUCGGAACGUAAGUGUUCUCAACAAUGGGAAUGGAACGGCCAAGGGAGGAUCUCCAAGAGCUCGUCUUGCUGUUUACAAAGUCUGCUGGGGUUCUCAUACUUCUGAAGAUUGCACUGAUGAAGAUUUGAUCUCUGCUUUUGACCAAGCUAUUAAUGAUGGCGUUGAUGUGCUCUCUGUCUCAAUGGGUAAAAAUGCCGUCCCAGAUGUUAACGAGAUGUUGACAAAUGGGAUCUCCAUAGGAUCCUUCCAUGCAAUUUCCAGAGGAAUCAUAGUUGUUGCCGCUGCCGGUAAUUCAGGCCCAAAACUUGAGACCGUCUCAAAUGUGGCGCCUUGGAUCUUCACUGUUGCUUCUGGCUCCAUUGACAGGGAAUUCAGCGAUAAUAUUACUCUUGGUAAUGGCCAAACCAUUAGGGGGACAAGUCUUGCCUCAAACUCGGCAUCUCAGACGUUAACUCCUGUCGUAUUUGGUGGCAACGCGAGGCUUCCUAAUGCAACAUUUCAAAAUGCUCAGCUUUGUAGACCAGGAACACUUGAUCCUACAAAAGUAAGGGGUCGCAUAUUGAUAUGCCAAAGAGGAAGGAGCCUAAGGCCUGUGGACAAGGGCGCAGAAGCGGUGCGUGUCGGCGCAUUGAAAAUGAUUUUGAAAAAUGAUCCGGCAUUGAAUACAGCUACAGCUGAUGCUCAUGUUUUAGAUGCUUCCAAUGUUCCUUUUAGUGCUCCUAAGUUGUCAGAUCCAAAUCAUUCUUGGGACUACUUCGGCAACAAGAACCCAGUUGCAUUCUUGAAUAAUGCAAAAACAUUUAUACCUAUAAGGCCAGCACCAAAAGUUUCUGCAUUCUCAUCGAGAGGACCCAGCUUGGUUCUGCCAUCAAUCCUCAAGCCGGAUGUAACUGCACCAGGUCAAGAUAUAAUUGCUGCUUAUUCAACUGCUGCAAGUCCUACCAACCUGGAUUCAGAUGUAGGACGUCGCUUUGACUAUAAUGUACUAUCCGGAACUUCUAUGUCAUGCCCUCAUGUUUCUGGCAUUGCUGGUCUUGUUAAAAAUCGUCAUCCUAAUUGGAGUCCUGCAAUGAUCAAGUCAGCAAUCAUGACCACAGCAAGCACACUGGAUAACACCAAUAGACCAAUCAAGGAUGAACAAGAUGGUCGCAUAGCAACUCCAUUUCAUUAUGGCACAGGAUAUGUCAAACCCAACCUUGCAAUGGACCCUGGACUUGUUUAUGACCUCAGAACUCCCGAUUACCUCAAUUUGUUAUGUUUUUCUGCUUACGAGGAAAGAAUAAUUGAAGCCAUUAAUUAUAAUAGGCCAUACAAAUGUCCAAGGUCUUACAGAAUACAAGAUUUCAACUACCCUUCUAUCACUUUGCCUUUUCUGGGUGUGAAACCUGUCAAUGUUACUCGUGUAGUAACAAAUGUUGGGCCCCCAAGCACAUAUACUGUCAAUGUCAAAGCACCAAGAGGGUUCAAGGUUGUUGUUCUCCCUACAACUUUGACCUUUCAGAGGACAAACCAGAAGAAGAGCUAUAUGGUUAUUUUGCAGGCAACACGUUCAGCCAAGACUUCAGAGCCUUCAUUUGGAGAGUUGGCUUGGACUGAUGGCAAGCACAAAGUGAGAAGUCCUAUAGUAAUCCCUCAACAUGUGAAAAUGGCUAUGUAGAUUUCAAUGUUUCCAAUCCACUGUGUUUGUGUG
Messenger RNA from Neltuma alba, 2440 nucleotides. RefSeq names its product subtilisin-like protease Glyma18g48580. Bases 20 to 2407 code for a protein of 795 amino acids. The record is from RefSeq and is a predicted model, not a curated record. Gene Ontology annotation, biological process: proteolysis. Gene Ontology annotation, molecular function: serine-type endopeptidase activity. Lineage: Eukaryota; Viridiplantae; Streptophyta; Magnoliopsida; Fabales; Fabaceae. The transcript is spliced from 11 exons.